GCGGCACUGGGAAUGACCAACAGCCCCAGGUGAACGGCAGCACAGGUCACGCCCGCCAGGUCAGCACAGGUCACGCCUGCCAGAUCUACUGACCAUGACCUGGGGUCUGGUACUGCUGACCGGCCUGGCGGCGCUGGCGACGCGGCUGACGCCCAGCGGCGCCGACGAGUGCAAACUCACGCCCGUGGUGCACGUGCUGCAAUACCCCGGCUGCGUGGCCAAGCCGAUUCCGUCGUACGCUUGCGUCGGCCACUGCACCAGCUAUGUGCAGGUGUCGGGCAGUAAGCUUUGGCAGACAGAGCGCUCCUGCAUGUGCUGUCAGGAGAGUGGACAGCGCGAGGCGUCCGUCUCGCUGUUCUGUCCGCAAGCCAAACAUGGCGACCCCAAGUUCCGCAAGAUCGUGACGAGAGCGCCGAUCGAGUGCAUGUGCCGGCCGUGCAGCCAGCAGGAGGACUCGCAGGCCAUCCCGCAGGAGGUGGCCGGCUUCGUGUCCGGCGGCGUGCCGCUCGAGUCCAUGCCCUUCGUGUGAUGACGUCACUCCCGGACGCCGGGUGACGUCACGCGACCGGAACCGACCCGGGCGGCCGUGUCAGCGAUGGCGGGCGACUGUCGGACGGCGGUGUGGGAGAGACGAAGCAGAGUAGCACAGCCGCAGAUCGACAUGUCGGCACGAUCUCCAGCAGCGUGACAGAAAACCACGGGGGUUCUACUUAGGCCAGUGACGAGGCGACCAGUCAUUAAACCUUCAUCUUAAGACAUCGCCGCAGUUGCCGCCUCAUUGUGAAUGCCAUUGAAAAAGCUAUAUCAAGGCAUACAGUUCUUCCCAGAGUCUUGCCUCAAGCAAUCUCGCCAUCGCUGAAAUGGACGCCCAAACUUGCCCGAACUGAAACGCGAGAUGGAUUUCGCCAAUCUGUGAACGCAGCGUGUAUAUAUAAUGCAUUAGUUAUGUUGAGCUGGAAGAGACAAAAUGAACGCAUAUUCGUCCGAAGAAGACACAAUAAAGGUCCCUACACCAACA
Molecule: messenger RNA, 1018 nt
Organism: Pollicipes pollicipes
Lineage: Eukaryota; Metazoa; Arthropoda; Thecostraca; Pollicipedomorpha; Pollicipedidae
Product: Cuticle-tanning hormone bursicon
Exons: 4
Coding region: 95-529 (144 amino acids)
Biological process (GO): animal organ morphogenesis
Molecular function (GO): receptor ligand activity; BMP binding
Source: RefSeq, a predicted model, not a curated record